CGCGUCCAUCCGGAGCCAGGCGUCCUUGCUUCUCCCCGCCGCCGUCCUCGUCCAGCCAGCCGUGCACUGGAGGUGGAGAUCUCCGCUCGCCGUCGCCGUCCGGGACCCCGAUUGGUUCCUCUUUUUCAGUUGGUAUACUUGGUAAGAAACUCAGGAUAUCCCCUGCUUGCGUGGAUGCAUCUCUCGUCUCCUGCUGUGGAAUCAUUUUCCCUGCCGCCGCCACUCAAAUCCGAAAAUAAAUAUUCUUUAUUUUCUUGCACGGGCUCUCCAAUCCUCCAGCUCGUCGCGGAUUCGUUUCCCGCGCGGCGGAGUACUGUAUGCAUCUGAUUUUUCCAGGAUUUUUUUUUCGCGAAGAUCAGAGGCUGCUGGAUGUGGAAUGAAGCGAUGGCACCUGAUGGAGGAUCCUCUACCUUCCGGGGGUUGUACGGCAACAUCCACACCCCGGCAGUGGUCACUGGCGCCGCGUUUGCGGUUGUCGCUCUCCUCAUCUCGCUCUGGCUCAUCCUGCAGCACCUCAGAUCGUACAACAAUCCAGCCGAGCAGAAGUGGAUCAUAGCUGUGCUGUUUAUGGUGCCUGUAUAUGCCUCUGAAUCUAUAAUUUCACUGUGGAAUUCGAAGUUCUCUCUGGCUUGUGAUAUAUUGCGGAAUUGUUACGAAGCCUUUGCUCUGUAUGCCUUUGGACGAUACUUGGUCGCUUGCCUUGGUGGGGAACGGCAAGUGUUCCGGUUACUUGAGAACAGAAAAAGGGAAGAGCUAAGUGAACGGUUGCUCGAGAGUCAAGACAAGACACAAGCUCAUAACCAAAGUAGAGUGUGGAAUUUCUUUUGUGACCCUAAUGCUCUGGGAGAAAGCUUGUACACAAUUAUUAAAUUCGGUCUUGUGCAAUAUAUGAUUCUGAAGACACUGUGUGCUUUCUUGGCAUUGAUCUUGGAGCUUUUUGGAGCCUAUGGAGAUGGUGAAUUCAAGUGGAACUAUGGAUAUCCUUACAUUGCUGUUGUCAUAAAUUUCAGCCAGACAUGGGCGUUGUACUGUCUUGUCAAAUUUUACAAUGCAACGCAUGAAAAGUUACAGGCAAUAAGGCCACUAGCUAAGUUCAUAAGCUUUAAGGCCAUUGUAUUUGCCACUUGGUGGCAAGGAUUCGGCAUUGCAAUCAUAUGCCAAACUGGGCUCCUUCCCAAAGAGGGCAAAGUGCAGAAUGCAAUACAGGACUUCCUCAUUUGCAUUGAGAUGGCUAUCGCAGCUAUAGCGCAUGCCUAUGUCUUCACCGUGGAGCCGUACCAGCACAUCCCUGUACUUGAUCAUGGGAAAGUCGCAUGUGAGGAAAGUAAAAUGGAGGUGAAGGUAGAUGUCAACGAUGGCAGGAGCAGUACACCAACUAUCAUUAAACAGGAGGAUACCCAUGUCGAAGCUCCGGGUACAAGCAUCAAAGAGAGCAUGCAGGAUGUCGUUCUUGUUGGUGGCCACCAUGUUGUCAAGGAUGUUGCCCUUACUAUCUCCCAGGCAAUUGGACCUGUGGAGAAAGGUGUCGAGAAAGGUGUUGGGAAGAUCCAGGAGAAGUUCCACCACAUCUCCCUGAAGCCAGGGGACAAAAAAGGACCUGAAGUUGAUGUUGAGGAGCACGUCACUGAGAACGUAGUGGACGGCAAACCUGUCAGGGUUGACGCAGAGGUUGAAGUCGAACAAAAGGUGCAAGAUGACAGUGAGGAUGGCAAAACUGCUGUGAUUGAAACCGAGAUGGAAAUCCAAAGAACGGGCAAGGAUAAUGAAGUGUAGCCAUCCUUGUUAUGUACGGAUUACUGCUCACUCGAAAACAUCAGAAGUAUAGCAUAAAGCUUGGUAGGAACUGGAAAGAACAUGUACUCUUCCCCAUCUGUUCUGGGAUUUAAUCGUCGUGUGUCUUUUAAUACAGUGAUUAGAGUUACAUCCAA
Messenger RNA from Setaria italica (foxtail millet), 1928 nucleotides. Its product is annotated as protein LAZ1 homolog 2. Gene Ontology annotation, molecular function: transporter activity. Bases 370 to 1773 code for a protein of 467 amino acids. The transcript is spliced from 9 exons. The record is from RefSeq and is a predicted model, not a curated record. Gene Ontology annotation, biological process: transport. NCBI's taxonomy places the organism in Eukaryota, Viridiplantae, Streptophyta, Magnoliopsida, Poales, Poaceae.